AUGGCUGGAUGGACGAGUGACCAGAUAGUGGCAGGAAAAAGCGACGGGGUGUAUUGGCUAGGGGCUUCAGGCGCUGGAACGUUCCUCAAGCCAAUAUUGCAGUUUUUUUCCCAUUCAUUCAACAAAUACUUCACUUCUCCUCCUCCUCCUUCUUUUUCUUCUUUAUCUUUUCUUCCUUCUUCUUCUUCUUCUUCUUCUUCUUCUUCUUCUUCAAUUUUUACAAUAUUUCAUUUUUUUCUUUUCUUUUUCUUCUACAACUUUCACACUCACACAUCCACACACACAGUCAUACAGAGAGAGACAGACGCGUUAUUCCUGACUUUUCCGUUUUUUCUCUCACGGUCUUCUCCCGCCCCUCUCUCUCUCUCUCUCUCUCUCUCUCUCUCUCUCUCUAUCUAUCUAUCUAUCUCUCUCUCUCUAUCUCUCUCUCUCUCUCACACACGGAAACACACAGAGAAACACAUGCAUGAUAUUCUUCACUUUUUAUCUCUCACGGUCUUCUCACUCUAUCUAUCUAUCUAUCUAUCUAUCUAUCUAUCUAUCUAUCUAUCUAUCUAUCUUUGUAUGUCGCUGCUGAGUGUUUCUCUCUGUCUGUUCGUUGGCGCUUCAUCUUUUCGUCUCUCCCUCUCUCUUUCUCUCUCUCUCUCUCUCUCUCUCUCUCUCUCUACUUUACUAAAAUUUUUCAUUUCUGUGUCGGUUGAUUACUAUCUAUCUAUCUAUCUAUCUAUCUAUCUAUCUAUCUAUCUAUCUAUCUAUCUAUCUCAGUCUCUCGCUCACUGUUUUCGGAUUUAA
This is a messenger RNA of Acanthosepion pharaonis, 792 nucleotides long. The record is from the annotation of a GenBank genome assembly. NCBI's taxonomy places the organism in Eukaryota, Metazoa, Mollusca, Cephalopoda, Sepiida, Sepiidae.